CUUGCUGUGAGUAAUUAUUAAAUACCUUUCUCGCCUUCCCCGUCCUCACAUCCACCGCCAUCAGCGCAGAGAUAGAGAGGGAGGUGAGUUUUAGUAGAGAGAGAGAGAGAGAGAAAGAUUGAGAGAUGUCUUCAGGCAGAUACAUGGCGUAUUCUCCAUCACCAUCAACCGCCCCUCACUCUCCCUUUCGCUCUGCUGCCACUGCUCUCGUGGAGCAGGACAAGUAUCUUUCUGAGCUAUUGGCUGAACGGCAAAAGCUUGGUCCUUUUAUGCAAGUGCUUCCACAUAGCUAUCGGGUUCUGAACCAGGAAAUAGUGCGUGUAACUACUCUGUUGGGGAAUGCAUCACUUUUAGAUCAGAGUGGGCUUGAACAUGCUAGCCCGUUGAAUUCUGGAGGAUUAUAUUCAAAUGGAGGAGCUGAUAUGAAUGGAUGGGCGACACCUUUCCAAUCUGAACGUCUUGGUAUAUUGCAGCAAACAGGCCAUGGCUGGCUUGGAUCACAAGGUGGCUCUUCUGGUCUCAUAGUCAAAAGAACAAUCAGGGUGGAUAUUCCUGUAGAUAAGUACCCCAAUUAUAAUUUUGUUGGGCGCCUCCUUGGCCCAAGAGGAAACUCUUUGAAGCGAGUGGAGGCAAAUACCGAGUGUCGUGUGUUGAUCCGAGGGCGUGGCAGCAUUAAAGAUCCUGCUCGGGAAGAACUGAUGAGGGGAAAGCCAGGUUACGAGCAUCUCAAUGAACCCCUUCACAUACUUGUGGAGGCAGAGUUGCCUAUGGAAAUUAUAGAUGCUCGCCUGAUGCAAGCUCGCGAGAUUCUUGACGACUUGUUAAAGCCUGUGGAUGAGUCGCAGGACUUCUUCAAGAAGCACCAGCUCCGAGAGCUUGCAAUUCUGAAUGGUACACUCAGAGACGAAGGCUCUCACAUGUCUGGUUCUGUUUCUCCCUUCCAAAAUAACAGCCUUGGAAUGAAAAGAGCCAAAACACGGGGGUAAAGAAAGGCUACUACUGCAUGUGGCGACCAACCUCACAAUACAUAUUCCCCACUUAAUACCUUAUGUUAUGCACGUGCCCGUGAAUGUGGAGGAGCCAACUGCUCGGUUCUGUCGCAAAGUGAUGAUGCCAUUUUGGGUUUUGUUGGGUGUGCCUUGUUUUUGGAUCAGGUAAGUUGGGAACAUGAAAUCAAGUGUCCUAUAUUAUUUCUUUCUUUGGUGAAUAUUCUCAUUGUUGGUGAGAGUGGGGGGUGCUUUUGAUCAGAUAUACGUACUUGUGGAGAGAGAGAGAGGGAGAGAGAAAGGCCCCCCAUGCGACCCGGUUGAGUUGUUAUAUUAUUAAGUCCCCAAAUAGCCAAAGGGACCCUGUUGUUUAUGUAGUUUGAUUUGUUAUAUGAUAUGAAUGUAGGUCUAGUUGGGGUUGAUAAUCUUACAAAAAUAUGUAUCUUCUAAUGUUAAUGGGUUGAUUGAGCUUCAUGAAAA
Molecule: messenger RNA, 1466 nt
Organism: Amborella trichopoda
Lineage: Eukaryota; Viridiplantae; Streptophyta; Magnoliopsida; Amborellales; Amborellaceae
Product: KH domain-containing protein At5g56140
Biological process (GO): regulation of mRNA splicing, via spliceosome
Cellular component (GO): nucleus
Molecular function (GO): mRNA binding
Source: RefSeq, a predicted model, not a curated record